Plasmodium gallinaceum is the source of this 561-nucleotide messenger RNA. RefSeq names its product fam-g protein. The annotation marks the transcript as partial. Lineage: Eukaryota; Apicomplexa; Aconoidasida; Haemosporida; Plasmodiidae. The transcript has a single exon. The record is from RefSeq and is a predicted model, not a curated record.
UAUGAUUCCUAUAUAACAUUGAUUGAUAAAAAUAUAUUGCAAACAAAAAAUGAGUUAAAAUAUGAAAGAAUAUUAACAGAGGGUAACACAGAAGAAAAAAAGCAAACUAACACUGAAGGAUGCCUAAAAGAUCGUCCAUUAGAUAAUGAAAAAAAAAAAGGUAAAAAUCCGGUUCAAUACAAGGAUCCGUACGAUCAAUGGAAUAAGGUCAUUAUUCCAGAAAUGUGGAAGCGAUUUGAUCAAGAAACAAGUGGAAUGGACUCUAAAUGGAAAGACAAAAAAUGGAAUGUUGAAAUUAAUAAAAUUACAGCUGCGAAUGCUAAAGAUCUAUAUUUAAUUCCUCGUCGAUGUGAUAUUUCAGAUGAAGAAAAAAGCAAAAAAAUUGAUAGUAUUAUGAAAGAAAUUGACUCAGAAUUUGAGAAAUUUUUAUCUAAAUGUAAGGAAGAGAUGGGAGACAAUAAAACAGAAUCCGAAUAUAAGAAAGAUCAGGGAAAAAAUGAAAAAAAAAAUAAUAAAUUAAAUAUUUUGAAAUUUCUUUUUUGUAGGUUUGAUAGCCAUUAA